GUUUCGGUGUUGUCGGGAUAACGGCCAAAAAGAAGAUUCUUGUGACAGGCCCGACCGGAGUGUCCGAAGCCCGGCCGGAACCCGACCGCGGGGCCCCAUAGAACCGUCAGGAAAGGGGAGAGUCCCUCAGCGCCUGUCUUCCCUACUCCCUUCAGAGUGGACUUCAAUUCCGGCCGGCGCGAGGCCUGACGUUUUCCGCGGCUCGAACUGUUUCCCGCCGGAAUCCUGUUUCUUGCCAGAGUGCUCGCCAGCUGCCCGGGGCUCUGUGCUCUGAGCUCCGAGGCUACAGGAGCCUAUGGUCUUUAAGCAAGCAGUGGUACUAAAAUGGAAUAGAUCUCGGUAGAGGAAGGCACCUUCCUGAUCCGUUCGCCUCUUGGGGACGCUGUGGAAAGAUCCAUAAAAAAAGCAGAUAUGUCUGAAAAAGGUGAUUUACUUUCUACUGAACAAACAGAAAAAAGAGAACCACGAACUGAAAACAAAGCUGAAGAUAGUGAGGAUGAUGAAGAGGAGGAAGAAGAGGAAGAGGAAAAAGAAAAGAGCCUCAUUGUUGAAGGAAAGCGAGAGAAGAAGAAAGUAGAAAGAUUGACAAUACAGGUGUCUUCAUUACAGAAGGAACCUUUUACAAUUACACCAGGAAAGGGUCAAAAACUUUGUGAAAUUGAAAGAAUACAAUACUUUUUAAGCAAGAAGAAAACUGAUGAACUUCGAAAUUUGCACAAACUUCUUUACAACAGGCCAGGCACAGUUGCUUCAUUGAAAAAGAAUGUAGGACAGUUCAGUGGCUUUCCAUUUGAAAAAGGAAGUGAUCAAUACAAGAAAAAGGAAGAAAUGCUGAAAAAAUACAGAAAUGCAAUGCUAAAAAGCAUAUGUGAAGUUCUUGAUUUGGAAAGAUCAGGAGUUAACAGUGAACUGGUAGCAAGAAUCUUAAAUUUCCUAAUGCAUCCAAAACCUUCAGGCAAGCCAUUGCCAAAAUCCAAGAAAACAUCCAAAAAAGGUGGUAAAAAAGAACGUAGUAGCUCUGGAACAGCACGGAAAGCCAAACACACCAAAUGUCCUGAAAUCCUGACUGAUGAAUCUAGUAGUGAGGACGAUGAAAAGAAAAGGAAAGAUGAAUCAUCUGAGGAAGAUAAAGAAAGUGAAGAAGAGCGACCUAAAAAAACAGCAAAGAAAGAAAAACCCAAACAAAAAGUAGCUUCAAAAAGCAAAAAGGGUUCAAAAAAUGCUAAUGUUAAGAAAGCAGAUAGCAGUACAACCAAGAAGAGUCAAAAUUCUUCCAAAAAAGAAAGUGAAUCUGAGAAUAGUUCAGAUGACGAGCCUUUAAUUAAAAAAUUGAAAAAGCCACCCACAAAUGAAGAAUUGAAAGAAACUGUGAAGAAACUACUUGCUGAUGCAAAUUUGGAGGAAGUUACUAUGAAACAAAUUUGUAAAGAGGUAUAUAAAAACUAUCCCAGUUAUGACUUAUCUGACAGAAAAGAAUUCAUCAAAAAGACAGUGAAAGAGCUCAUUUCAUGAUCUAAUGGGAAGAAAAUGAAGACUACAGUCUUGUUCUCCUGGAUUUAAAUAUUUUAGAAAUACCAGCAAAAUGUAAACUUUAUUAUUUUUGUUCUGAUUUUUAUUUUGCUCUUUUGGUAUUAAUUAGUCAGAGAUGACUAUUGGCUUAAUGUUCUGAGUGUUGAUGGGAUUUACCAACUUUUUAAAAAAUGAGUUUAAUAUAAUUUCUAAAUUUUGCAUGAUAAUACAUGCCUCCUACUUUUACUUUGUACAUUAUGAUAUUU
This is a messenger RNA of Crotalus tigris (Tiger rattlesnake), 1775 nucleotides long. RefSeq names its product DEK proto-oncogene (gene DEK). Bases 412 to 1512 code for a protein of 366 amino acids. The transcript has 11 exons. NCBI's taxonomy places the organism in Eukaryota, Metazoa, Chordata, Lepidosauria, Squamata, Viperidae. The record is from RefSeq and is a predicted model, not a curated record. Gene Ontology annotation, molecular function: histone binding; DNA binding. Gene Ontology annotation, cellular component: nucleus. Gene Ontology annotation, biological process: chromatin organization; regulation of double-strand break repair.